Molecule: messenger RNA, 559 nt
Organism: Benincasa hispida (wax gourd)
Lineage: Eukaryota; Viridiplantae; Streptophyta; Magnoliopsida; Cucurbitales; Cucurbitaceae
Source: RefSeq, a predicted model, not a curated record
AUGCCUCAAGAAUUGGGAGUUCUAAACGCACUUGAUGUUGCAAAGACCCAAUGGUACCAUUUCACAGCCAUCAUCAUAGCUGGAAUGGGGUUCUUCACCGACGCCUACGAUCUUUUCUGCAUUGCAGUGGUGUCGAAAUUGCUCGGUCGGAUAUACUACUACACACCAGGGUCUCUUCGGCCGGGGUCACUUCCUCCGAACGUGUCGGCUGCGGUGAGCGGAGUGGCACUAUGUGGAACGCUGGCGGGGCAGCUGUUCUUCGGGUGGCUGGGUGACAAGAUGGGAAGGAAGAAAGUGUAUGGUAUAACGUUGGUUCUGAUGGUGGUAUGUUCAUUUGGGUCAGGGCUUAGUUUUGGGCACUCGGCCAAAGCAACAAUGACGACUUUAUGUCUAUUUCGGUUCUGGCUUGGGUUUGGGAUUGGUGGUGAUUACCCACUUUCCGCCACAAUUAUGUCUGAAUAUGCAAAUAAGAAAACUCGUGGGGCUUUUAUAGCAGCUGUUUUUGCCAUGCAAGGAUUUGGAAUUUUGGCUGGUGGGAUCGUCGCUUUGAUUGUUUCAG